GGGAAUUUUCGGAAAGAAGCAGCUUUUGCUGUUCAAGAUGGCCAAACAGCUGUCUCUAUGAAGGGGAAUGAACUUUUGCGGAUUCUGCAGAAUCUUGGAUUACUAGAAAAGGCGUUGGAGCAACCAAACAGCGCAGCGUUGAUAUUUGCCGUUCCGAAGUUGAAUGUAGACGCAUUUUGUGAAAAACAAGUGCUUUUAUGGGACGCACCAGCCAACUCGGACGACGUCGAACGUGCCCUCAACGAAACGGCGCAACAGCUCGUCCGCAUGGAUAUCAGGACGAGUGGAGAUCUUCGGCGUGUGUUCCAGAAUCCAAGCAAAGCGAGUGUGGCACAGAAAGAGGUUUUCCGUGACGAUAUUCUGGUGAAAUUUCAAGCAGAUCUUCAACAAUUCGAUGAACUUCAAGAGUGCAAGGCCAAAAUGCUGCUGCAGAUUCCGCAGUACGCAUGGGAGGCAUAGCUUCUAGUUGAUUUCAAGAUUUUUCUUUUGCAUAAUCUACGGUUUGACCCUCGUAUACAAUGAUUUCCGAGUGAAGCAGGUUGAUAAAAAUUUAGAAGCUCACAAGAAGAGAAGUCCGUCUUCGACAAUAAAUCAAUCGUGUGUGUUUGUGUGU
Messenger RNA from Phytophthora nicotianae INRA-310, 613 nucleotides. RefSeq lists its product as hypothetical. Bases 58 to 459 code for a protein of 133 amino acids. The transcript has a single exon. Lineage: Eukaryota; Oomycota; Peronosporomycetes; Peronosporales; Peronosporaceae. The record is from RefSeq and is a predicted model, not a curated record.